CAUUCAGUCUUCCUUUUCACUGGUGAUUUUUUUUGACUUGUGCAUUUGAUUUCACUCUGUGGAUUAUAAAUACAUCAACAGAAGGACAAUACAGGAUAAUAGCUCGGCUUUUUGCAAAAAGGUUUAUGUGGAGUUGGGUGGAUUGCUUCGGGAAUAUGCCUUUUAUCAGCAGUGAACCCACGAUUAAAUGGCAAGUACAGGCCUUCAUCCUUGUUUUUCUCAUUGACGCGGCAGUCAGUCAGAUCCGCUACUCUGUCCCAGAGGAGAUGAGAAAGGGCUCCUUUGUAGGAAAUGUAGCUGAAGACUUAGGUAUAGACGCUAAAAGACUCAUAUCAGGCGGUGCACGAAUUGUUAGCGGAGAUAGCAGCGAGUACAUCAGGCUGGAUGCAGACAAAGGGAUUCUUGUGGUGGGAGACAGAAUAGAUAGGGAGCAGCUCUGCGGACAGACAUCGCCCUGUAGCUUGAAUUUUGAAAUGAUUAUGACGAAUCCAAUGCAACUACAUAGCGUUGUAGUGGAAGUGUUGGAUGUUAAUGAUAAUGCGCCUGUGUUUCACGAGAAAGAGGUGCAUGUAGAAAUAGUAGAAUCUGCUCUUCCAGGAACCGAAAUAUUACAAGAGAGCGCCACCGACCCCGAUGUUGGCGUCAACGCUUUACACGGUUAUACUUUACACCCAACGACACAUUUUAACAUUAAGGUCCUGUCCAGCCCAAAUGGUAAUAAAUAUGCACAGUUGUAUCUUUCUAAUGCCUUAGACCGCGAGAAAGAAGAAAAGCUGAUUCUCAUGCUCACUGCUGUGGACGGCGGUGAACCACAGAGAUCAGGGACACUAAAAAUCCAUGUAACUGUGCGAGACACAAAUGACAAUGCACCGGUUUUUACGCAGUCAAAUUUCAAGGCUUCUGUUAAAGAAAAUGUUCCAAAAGGAACCUUAGUGGUGAGCCUGAGCGCGACAGAUGCAGAUGAAGGGAUGAAUGGCCGUGUUACAUACCACUUUAAUCGGAUGUCUAGUAACGUUGCUGAACUAUUUCAUCUGGAUGAAAACAGCGGCGAUUUAACUGUAAACGGUAUGAUUGAUUACGAAGAGAAUAAGAUAUAUGAGAUUGGCGUGCAGGCAAAAGAUCAAGGUGGACAGAGCACAUCAACAAAAGUAAUAAUUGAGGUGACGGACGUUAAUGAUAAUGCACCUGUAAUUACACUAACCUCGUUUUCUAGUGCCAUCGCUGAGAAUUCUCCGAGUGGAACCACUGUAGCUAUCAUAAAUGUAAAAGAUCUAGACUCAGGAAAAAAUGGUAAAGUUGACUGCUCAGUUAACGGCAAUAUCCCGUUUGCAAUCCACUCAUCUCUGAAGAAUUAUUAUACUCUGGUGACAAACGGUGUCCUUGACAGGGAGCGUAAUCCUGAUUACAAUAUCACAUUCACGGCUACUGAUGAAGGCACCCCACCACUCUCAACUAACAAGACAAUACCACUUCGAGUAUCUGAUGUUAAUGAUAAUGCCCCCGUAUUUGAACAGAGUUAUUAUGAAGCCAAUAUCGUGGAGAAUAACUCCCCAGGAUUAUCUGUGUUUUCAGUGAAAGCACACGAUGCUGACUCGGGGCAGAAUGCACGUGUGUCUUACCUGCUUAUUGAUACUCAGUUAAACGGUAACCCGAUAUCCACCUACAUAUCUGUUAACGCAGAAAGUGGAGUUAUACAUGCAGUUCGCUCAUUUGACUAUGAGCAAAUUAAAACUCUAAAUAUUUUUGUCAAGGGGCAAGAUGGCGGUUCGCCGCCUUUAAGCAGCAAUACUACAGUUAAAUUAAAUGUUCAAGAUCAGAACGACAAUCCGCUGCAUCUCGUCCCUGUAAGAACUGGGGGUUCCAUU
This is a messenger RNA of Morone saxatilis (striped sea-bass), 1865 nucleotides long. Its product is annotated as protocadherin gamma-A5-like. Gene Ontology annotation, molecular function: calcium ion binding. The record is from RefSeq and is a predicted model, not a curated record. Gene Ontology annotation, biological process: homophilic cell-cell adhesion. Gene Ontology annotation, cellular component: plasma membrane. NCBI's taxonomy places the organism in Eukaryota, Metazoa, Chordata, Actinopteri, Moronidae.